GGCUUGAUGUGUACAGUCAGGUGCGUCAAAAUUCCCCUCUAAAUAUUUUGUAAUUUUGCGUUGUAUAUUCGCGUCGGCCCCGGUGUGUAAGGACCUUAAAAAUUUAUUCUUUCUGUGUAUCUUUCUUUGAGCCUCUUGGGUAAGAAAAUGUAUCUCUGAGGACAAAACUUUACGAUCAGGGUUUUAGAGAUCCCUUUCUUUGACGAAAUCAAGUUGUAUGACCAUGACUGUGGUUGUCUUGUUGUAGUUUGUUAUUUUUUUUAUAUUUAUAUACAGGGGUGGUGAUGGGGGUUUCAGUUGCCCUGGACCCCCAAAGACUUUAAUCCGGCCCUGUCUGGCUUCUUUUUGGCCUGUGGGGGGGAAAGGUCACCAUGUGAACACUGCAGACCCUGAACAGUCAGUGUGUCUUGUAUAAUGCAGAAGUGCUGAAGCUCACAAUAACCUGAAAUAUUAUGUAACAAGUGGAGAGAUAUGACGCUUUUUCUCCUUCUUUGACGACGGGGAAAUCCUUCCAAAUAAACGUUUCACUGAGCGUGUAGCACAAGAUAAUAAAGGCACAAGUCAUCCUGAGACUGAUAAACAUGUGCCACCAUGACGUUGUUGCACUCCAGAUAGAGUUCCUUUAAAUGUCAGUUUGUUGGUUUGGUUCACCUUUCUCCACUCAAAGGUCCACACAGCAUUUCCCAACAUAUCUGUAACUGGUGACUUUUCCAUGAACUUGGAUUUAUGGAGCACAAUAAUCUUUCUGCACCUGAUGACUGCUGCAUGAACUUCUUCUAGCUACUGUUAAAGUCUCUUGGUGAAGAUUGUUACCAGCCUGAUACAAGAGGUGAAAGAGUUCUGCCAACUUUGAAACCACAAAGUUUAAAUCAUGUUUAUGCUUGUACCACAAAUAUAUUUGUGGGCUUUGUAAAUGACUUCUUUACAAGCGGCAGUUAGGAGGUAGAAGAUAAACUAGGGGUGGAAAUAUUUUUCCCUUGUAUUUAAGUUACAUGUCUGCACAUCAUUUAAAGUCAAGUAUAAGCAUUAAAAGCCAACUCUUGAAAAAUUACAUUCUUUUGACACCUUAAAUAACGCAUUUAUUUAAUCCGUUUUCAUACAGGUGCAUCUCAACAAAUUAGAAUAUAAUGAAAAGUUUAGGAUAAUCCACCAGUUAGUCAAAAAAGAUUAAGUUUAAUAUGUUUCAGCCCAACACUUAAAAGAGUGUAUAAAUAAACUGACAGUUGGACGUUUUAAUUAUUAAAGAAAUUUAAAUAAUCAGAAAUGCUAGAUGUCUAAUUUAAUGUGCCAAAAUCAUGAGAAUUAAAACAACAACAGAGUAGAAAUCUGAAAAAUAAAAUACAAAAAUAAAAAUACAAAAAAAAAACCAAUAUAAUUUUAAUCUCUAUUUGAUCUUUAUAUAACUUCUAGAGGUGUUACUUUAUUGUCAACAGGAAUAAUCCACCACUAAAAUCGUACUAAUCUGAUGUACUUUUGAUAAAGACUAAACCUUUUUUCAUCCUGAGGGGUUGCAGACCAAACUUUAUGGGUGGUCAAAUGUAAAAAUUCAGUUACUGUUUAAUAGGCGACAUUUAGAUAUAGCAUUUAGAUUUAGAUUUAUUUUUCAUACCUACAAAUACUUAACAAAUAAAAAGAACAUGCUGUUUUAUCUGAAUUUCAGUCUCAAAUGAAAGAAAAACGAGCUAAAUGUGAGAAAAAUUGGCUAAAUCUUCAUAAAAUGUUGCCUAUUUAACGGUGACUGAAUGUAUACAUUCGGUGCCCCAUAGAACAUUAAUAAAGCUAUCACCACACAACACUACACUGACAUCCUUCAGUUCAACUUCAUAUCCACUCAGGCACAACAUGGCCUAACUAAAUGACACAUUGAAAAGCACACGAAACAAAAUCAAACAAAAACCUUUCCACUUACCUCUUUACUUGUCAUCUUGCCGUCGUCUUCUGUGACUAGAUCGUAAAACACCGGUGCAUCAUAAUUAUCUUCUGUUGUGGCUUUUUUUUAAUGUGCAUUCCUUUUAUUUUCACGGUGCAAAACUUUUUUUUUGCAGUGGGCAAAAAAAAAAAGUUCCUUACUGUGUUUUUUUUUUUUUUUUUUUGCAUCGUUAACUUCCAUUGAGGCUUUUUUUUUCUGUGUCGUUUCUUUUUUUGCAGCGGGCUUCAGUUUCUUUUUUUAUUAGCAUUCUUUUAUUUUCACAGUAAGUAAGUCUUUUUUAACUUUUUUUUUAACUUUUCUUUGCAUCGUCAACUUCCUCUGAGCCUUUUUUUUUGUAACUGCACCAUUUCUUUUUUAUUUGCAGCAGGCUUCAGUUUAUUUUCUUUUUUCCCUUUUUUUUUUUUGCAUCAGUAACUUCCAUUGUGCCUUUUUUUUUUUUUUUUUUUUGCAUUUUUUUUUUUAUUUGCAGCAGUGGCGGUUCUCAGCCACCGUACUACCAACUCCAGGUUGUCUUAACAGGUUAAAGUAUGCAUAUUUUCCCACCGCGGUCUCCCCACUGUUGUGGUCCACGGUCUUCAGUUUUAGCAGCGUCUACAUGCCAUAAAAGAUUCCUAACCAGCCUCGAGCUAGUGCACGUGUGCGCGCGCAGGACAUUGCACACCUCCCCAUAAAUAGACGCCGGAGUGAGAGGGACUCCUGAGUGUAAACAAACACGAGCGUGACGGCCAAACCUCCUCCGGCUCGUUUUAGUAUUUUAAAGUGUUUUAUUAAUGGAGCCGGUCGAGCGUUUUCCUCCACAGAAGAGACGGACGAAACGGUGUCUUUUUCUGACUGUGGUCGCCGUCCUGCUGCUCAUUGUCAUUCUCGGUAUUGCGCUGGGAGUCGGACUCUACCGGAGUUCAGAAACAUUCAAGACAACAUUUAUGAACAGAUGUGAGAAGUUUGAAGGGUAAGCAGCAGUGGUGUUUCUUACUUCAAUAACCUGGAAGAUUUUAUCAGCACAAUCAGGAACAUGAUGCAAAGUCUUCCCAAAAACAGCUGAUCCUGACCACAUGGACCCUUUACUGUUCACCUGUUUUAGAGGGAUUAAUCAAUCAGCACAUCAGUCUAAUCAAUGAUCUUUGUCUGUUUAUUUUGAUGCUGAAUUUUUAUGUUUUAUGUGUUUAACAGUUACAGAUUUUCAAAAAUGUCAAAAAACAAAACUGAGCUGUUGGAUAAAUGUACUCAAGUUAAAAGUGUGUAUUUGCUAAUGAGAUUUUGUGAACUAGAAAUCUGAAGUUGUAUUAAAGGGAAAUACUCAAGGGAAGUGGACAUAACUUCCACUUCCACUAAGUAGAUAGACUGCAAGGUAAAUUUUUUAAUGAUGGAUUUUAAGCUGACAGGUGCUUCUGUUAUUUGAUUCAUUUUUUUAUUGGACACUAAAUCUCAUCAGCACUUAAACUGGUGGAGAUAGUUGUCAUUCCUGUGGGGUAAAUCAGUGUCCAAUGACGGGAGAGAGCUUCUUUAAAAUCACUGAAUUUUUUAUUUAAAUCAGUCAGGACUAGAGUGUCUGUGCUUAACUCUCGCAAACCUUUGCAAUCUUUGGAAGUAGAGUCCAAGUGAUUCAUCUAAUGUGAUGAAAAACCAGGGAUUGUGUGAUAAUGAGAGCUAUUCAGUGAGUAUCUCAGAAAUGCUUAGGUUAGAGUUCAGCCCAAGGCUCAGUCUGUGAGGCAGUCCAGUCAAUGAUUUAUGAGCUGGACUUCUGCAUUUUCAGCACAGUGUAAACGUCUAUUUCUUAACAACCUAAAGUACUUAACUUUGAUUAAUUACCCAGUCUGGGAAGUUGGAAUUAGAACAAACUGUGAAGACUGCUUUUUAACCAGGAUUUUUUCUUAUUUUAGGACAAAAGCAUUAAAGGCGUGGUUGACGAUCUGAGACGCUUUUAAAAAAAUGGAGAUUUGAAAAAAAAAACGUCCCACCCCCCACACUCAAACCUCUCUCCUCUGUGCUCCACGUUAACUCCCCACCAAACCUGUAUCGCCCUCCCCACGACACACCCCCUCAAGCAGAGCAAGAAGUCAGCCAGCAGAAGAUUUCACGCUAGCUUCAAAUAGGAUUCACCAUGUCGGAUAACUAGUGACUAGCAGCAGUAAACGCCAGCUCUGUUAGCUCUGCCUGGACAGCUACAGUGUUGACAUUUUAGAGACUAAUAAGAGUUAUUUAUAUAACAUGUCCCACGAUAAAAGGCGAUAAAAAUGACCUAUUCAACAAAAACUCUGCUGUCUCGGCGUCUGUUUUCAGGCCCAAAUCCUGAAGGAGCCUUCUCCAUCACUCGCAGGACGACCCAAUGUUUAUUCGAGCUAGAUUCUUGCUUGGUCACAUUUCCUCUUCGUCUCUGCCCUUUCUUCCGUCAGCUCGUGUUUUUUUAGCACUUUUGGCGGUGGGGCAAGCAGAAGCGUUUUUUUGCACCUUCUCCAUCGCAGCUCCUGUAGCUAAGCUGCUACGCUAUUUUUAGCCGCUCAGAGCUCAGAGGAGAGCCGGGAGAGUUGGGAGGGGACGAGUUGGAACUACGGGAGAGAGGAGUGUCAAAUACAGCGAGGUGAUUGGAUGGAGAGGCCGAGCAGGAGAUUGACCAAUCGGAGCUGUCCGGGACGGAUGGCUCCUAUUGGUCAAUGUUUUUGCAGCCCUGCACCUGCUUGGGUGAACGUUUUUUUUCUGUUCUUUUUUCUCUUCACUUUGUAGAGAUCGCACUAUAGGACCAUGAUCGCCAUUUAAAUGAGGUUCAUAAUAAUUACCAAUCUCUCAAAUCGUCAACCAUGCCUUUAACUUAAGUCUCCACCUCUCUGCUUCUUGUGAGCUCAACCAAAAGUUAGAUUAUUUCUAAUACAGUGAUCAUCGAUACAGUGGUGUCUCUUAUUUUUCAGAUCUGACUGUGAAAAGAUAUGGACUGCAUUCGAACAAGCCUAUUUAGGGAAAGACCCCUGUGAAGUCCCCAUGGAGGCCUAUGACCCUCUCAUUGCUGCAGCCCCCUUCGAACCUGCAUGCAACCGAGUAAAUAACAUUCAUCCCAUGCAUGACUUGUUUUUGCACAUUUACAUAAUUAGAGAUUUUAUCAUUUUAUGUUAACUGUUUUGAGCUUUCUUUGGUUUAGAUGAUGUUCUGGAGCAAAACUAAAGACGUGGCUCAUGAAUUCACUGCGAAAAAACAUUGUUUCACGACCCUGGAGGACACUCUGCUGGGAUCGGUGCUGAACGAUCUGACCUGGUGUGGAAAAGAGGGCAGCGGCGGUAAGAAAACACCAUUUAGAAAGCAGAGUAGCUGCAGCUGUUACACUCAAACAGAUGUCGUCCGGUCUGAAAAGGUGUUUUCAACAAUCCAGAACAGCAACUUAACACAUGUGCGCUGCAUGUUACUGCUGCUUGAAGUGGUGUAAGUACUGUCAAAUGCCAGAGGUGCUAUAUCUGUUACCUACAGUUACUUUGGCACAACAUCAAAUUACAGUAAGGCAAGUCAUGUCUUGUAUUUUCGAAUCCAUUAUCAGAGUGUUUUUUUUUUUCUUUUGCUCGCAGCAGUUGCUGGCUCAUGCUCUCUAAUAAUUAAAAAUAACACCCAAUAGGUCAUAUGUCAAAUAAGAUAGAAGGCCAUACUACCGAGCUGGUUUGGCAGUGUUCUUGUGCCAGAAGUUAUUAUGUGGUAAGGUGGGACCUAAGCCGUACAUAGAAGGCACUGCCUCCCUCACUCAACACCCCUGAUCAGGCUAAAAGAAGACAAAAUCCAACAAGACUCUUCUCCCUCUGCCAACAACAAACAACGAUCAUAUCUUGACAUAAAUAUAGGAAAUAAUCCUGGGACCUAUCUUUCAGGGAUAUUCUGGCGUAAAAUUAAUUUAGGGUCAAACACACCGUAACACCAAGUUAGACACCCCGUCGAGAGAUGAAUGUUGCUGACCGCUUGCUUCUCUAGUUAUACCAACUUUAGUAACGACCGCACAAUAGCAAUACACAGCAGUCUGACAAGCCUCAACCAAAACACCACUCUAUAGCCACAAAUAAUACUCAGAACAGCACCUAACUUCAUCAACAGGACAUAUAGGGUCCUAGCCAAAGCACUAGCCCCCAAACAUCUUUUUAACUUAACCUGAUUUCUUUAGCAAAGAGACUAAACACAACUCACCUACUCUCUUCCAGCAGCCACUUGUUUGUAGCAAGACCUCGUGCUAGUCCAUUACAGACUGCUGCGGGGUGACACAGCUCAAGGAAGAACAUUUAUGAUCAUUUCUUCUUGGAAAUGCAAUCAGACUGAGACGCUAAGGCAGAAGAACUACCGCGUCUGCAGUGCAAAAUUAUUCAUAUGGUGAUUAUUACUUCAAGGAAAUGAUAAAGAAAUGAUCAUAAAUGUUCUUCCUUGAGCUGCGGCACCCCGCUGUAGUCCAUAAUGGACUAGCACGAGGUCUUGCUAUAAACAAGCAGCUGCUGGAAGAGAGUAGGUGAGUUGUGUUUAGUGAGAAGCAAGAGAAGAAGAAGCAGUCAGCAAUAUUAAUCUCUCAACAAGGUGUCUAAAUUGCUGUUACGAUGUGUUUGACCCUAAAUUAAUUUUAUGCCAGAAUAUCCCUUUAAGGUUUCUUCUCUAAUGUGCUGAACUAAAACAUCAAAUGUCAAAUUAGUAUCAGUAUGUCUUCAAAAACUUUUUAUUUUUAUCAUUUUUUAGUUUUUUUUAAUAAGUUAACAUUACUUCUUUUCUGUGUUGCUGUGCUCAAGUUUCUCUUGUUUGUAAUUUAGUGAGUAACCAAGAGCAAAUUCUCAUUAAGUUCAUUAAAACGUGUAACAACUCAGAUUCGUCUGUGUUUUUGUUCCAGAAACCUUCACGUCUGGCUGCCCAAGAUGGAACGAUUGUGACAACAACACAGUGCGCUCAUUUUGGAACAGAGUCUCAGCCGCUGUAAGUAAUCAACAAGAACGCUCGACUUCAGUCAGAAGUAUUUCAGUCUGGGGAUCAAACUGCGGUCAAAAUAACAAACUUGGAGCAGGAGGUGAGGCAGAUCUGUCCCGGGCAGAUGAUGGAGAGGAGAAGAGAAAACUCGCUCGGCCUGGUCCGCCAUCAAUGAGGCUUUGUGCUGGUCUCCAUGGAGGCACAUUGUGUAGCUCUCUCCUGAGCGAGCAGGGGCGACCCACACAUUGAGAGGAGCCCUGCUCGGUCUGGCUGAGUUUUCUUCUGUCUAAGAAAUUCUAACAAAUAACGCUCUCUUUUAAAUAUUCGCCAAGUCACAGAGAAAAAGAAAACUCAGAUUCAAUCCACAAAGAGAGAAAAAAACAACCUGAGACAAAGUAGUUUGGCUGCAACAGAUUAAAACUGGCACCCAGGGAUGUGAUUUUACAUCGCAUUACAUAAGCAGGAGGCAAACACUGAGCGUCACACACACACACACACACACACACACACACACACACACCGUGGCUUUAUCAGAUCUGUAAUUAUAAAAAACUGCAGGUUUGACCAAAAAAGGUAAAGGGCUCUGUCUUACUGGGGCCUAAAAUGGGCACGACUGAUAAUUCAACAAUGAAAAAGCACAAAAUGUAAAAGUAAAAACAUAAAAGCUCAUAGUAAGAAACCUACAAACAAUCAUCUUUAGAAACAAGACAAUGAAAAAGCCUUAAAGACUUUGAUAUAUUAUCAGGAAUUUGAGUGAAAGUACUUCGAUGUCUGACUUGAUUUUGCAAAUUUCCUCUAAUAUAUAUGCAUUUUGAACUGAAAGAGGUGUUGUUUCACUUGAGAUGGUUUGACACUCAUAAUUCAUACUGCAAAAUCAAAUAAAUCUGUGUACUAGUAUAUGUUCGAAGUAGGAUACUACUUGUUAAGGGUUAAGUUAAAGUUCGUGGUGUUUCUUGUAAUUUCAGUUGAGCAGAAUGACUCGGUUGAAAUGUCAGGAAUGUGUUGCUGUUCACCUACUUGUUGUUUCCUGUGUGCGGAAUCAGGGAAAGUCCUUCAAACAGCCGGGUUUGUUUUUUAACACUGUAGGUUUUAAAUGGUUGUUUCAGCAGGAUAGGAUAUCUGGUUCAAAUUUAGAUUUUUUUUAAAAAUAUCUAUAAUGAGAAGGAAACACAACAGAUAAAGAGGAAAAUUUCACUGACUUUUAGCAGCUUCACUGAGAAAUGUUUACUGUGAUAAUGGAAACAUUUCCUGUCAAAAACAUACAGCAUGACCCUUUGAAAUUUUAGUGUUUUCAACUAAAAUCUGUUACUUCACUUUAACAUCAAUUUAGACAGAAAUCAAUCAAUAAAUCACUUUAUUUAUAAAGCACUUUUCAUACAUGGCUCAUAUCACAAAGUGCUGUACACAGGGGAUACAAAUUAAAAUACAAAAUAAAAUACAAACUGCAAAAACCCCACCCACCCUCCAAGCCCGAAUUUAACAGGACCUAGGAAAUGCUAUCUUAAACAAAAAUGGGGAAACACAAUAAAUCCAAGAAGAAGGAUUAUUCAACACUUGAAAAUAGACUCUCAGUUUAGCUCAUUGUAGUGGGUACGUAUGCAAUUCUGCAGGAAUCCCAAACAUCCACAGUUCAUCAUUAUUAAAGCCUGAACUCGACAAGAAACUGAACUUUCGGGUUAUAAGCAAACCGACUCAGGUCUGUGGUUUGAAUCUGAACCUCUUCCUUCUUGUUUGUAGUUUGCAGAAGUGGCCUGUGGUGAUACCACAGUCAUGCUCAACGGAUCUAUUGCAACGCCAUUCAGCCUGUACAGGUGAGAUACCCUGCAUUUAUAAAAUAAUGUGAUAACCAACUCAGCAGGAGAGCAAACUUUUUUAAAACUUAAAAAAGCAGUUUGUCUUUUGUGGUUUUCUUUUCUGCAGAGUCAUUAUUUGCCUCCAUCUGUGAGGUCAUGUUAGUUUAAUACAGUAAUCUCUUUUUUUUCUCUCCGUUUUGGUUCUACCAUUCAGAAAGAGUAAACAGGCUAAGACAGGUGCUGUCUUUUAAAUUUGCCUUGGCUGUAAACCAAACAAUCCAGCUGCACUUUAGUCAACCCUGCCGAGAUUUGCUCACAAUUAUUUUGAUGUCAAAUGUACUCAUGUGAAAAAAAUGAUUUGAUCUAUUUGAUAACAGGGGAAAUAAAGUAGGGGAGUGUCCAGGAAGUAACAUUUUCAGGUGAAAAAAAAUCACAAAUACGAAAAUAAAUAAUAACUUUUCAACUCCCUCGUCAUUAGUACAUUCUUCAUAUUGUAUCAGAGACAGUUAUGCAACAUAACCUUACAUAACUCUGCAUCUCUAAGAAAAUGGAUCACCAGAAUUUCUUUUUUUUCCCUUAUCAGUCAGCGAGCGUCUUUAUCUGAUAAUUCAGACCAACACCCUGUAUGCAUCAGUUCAGUCUGAGGUUACAGAGACGGCGACUGAUCGACUCAGUGUCACGGGGACAACUUCGAUAAAAACUCAGUUAUCUUGACGUUCAUAGAUCAUUUUCAUGUCAUUCAUUCAUGUUAUUUAGUGAUUUAUGAGUUAGCAUGUAUUGGUGGUGGGUGGAUUUAACAUAAAACUUACAUAUGAACUUACAUGUAUAAAUUAAAAUCGAUAUGAUUCUUCUUUUUUUUUAGUAUUUUUGGGAGCAUCGAGGUGAAGAGGUUCAACCCCGAGAAGAUGAGGAGUCUGAAUGUUGUUCUGGUCACACAACAGGAGAGAAAUACGUACGAUUUUCUCAAGACUUUUAUCUCCUCAGAAGCUGUUAUUUAUUAAAACACAAUAAAUGAAAAAGUACAGUCAAACUGUGAGUAACUAUGAUUUUUUUUUAACCCUUUCCAGGACAAAUUGUACAAAUCUAUCAUUAAAGGACCUACAGAAAGAGCUCAGAGAAGGCAUUAAAUACAACUGCAAAGAAGUGUCGGAGUAAGUAAAGCCUGACUAUUUGUGAGGUUGGUAUCAUGUAUUUAUGUUUUAGUCUGAAUAUAAUUUUAACUGUUUUUCUUUUUGCAGAUCUCAGAUCCAGGAAUGCAGCUCAAACCCGGAGACUCCCUGUGGAGCGUGUUGGUGAAAACACCCGAAUGAACGUCCAGUUAUUCUAACAAUCACCAGCUGCACUGAAUAUUUGUGUUGUGUAUUUCCUGUCAUGUAGUUUUGAAUUAAAUUAUACGCUUUUUGUACCUUUUGGCCAGUUUAACCUCAUGUGAAAUCUGUCUUUACAUGAUUGAUACUAUAUUUGUAACACAACAAUGCUUCUUUGUAUUCUAAGAUGGGAAGUUUUUGGCAUUAUUGGGGACAUUCAUACACUAUUGGGGAAUAUUCAUACGUACUGUAGGGUUAGUAAAAAACAGUGCUGCUAUCUAAUCAUGUUCAGCUAACAAUCUCAUUCAAUUGUAGAAUGAGAAUUUUUCUAAUAAAAUGUCAAAUUUGAUGGAAAUGUCUUGGGUUCAUUUUGAACAAUUUUUUGUAUGCUAUUGAAAAAAAGUCAUUUUUUAAGAAACUGAAUGGAUCAAAUGUCAUGAAUUUAAGACUAAUAUAAAUAAAGACAUUUUGAAAAAAA
Xyrichtys novacula (pearly razorfish) is the source of this 10416-nucleotide messenger RNA. Lineage: Eukaryota; Metazoa; Chordata; Actinopteri; Labriformes; Labridae. The record is from the annotation of a GenBank genome assembly.